Messenger RNA from Myotis daubentonii (Daubenton's bat), 957 nucleotides. RefSeq names its product THO complex subunit 4-like. The coding region runs from base 1 to 957 and encodes 318 amino acids. Lineage: Eukaryota; Metazoa; Chordata; Mammalia; Chiroptera; Vespertilionidae. The record is from RefSeq and is a predicted model, not a curated record. The transcript has a single exon.
AUGGCCGACAAAGUCAACAUGUCUCUGGACGACAUCAUUGGGCCGAACCGGAGCCAGCGGGGCGGCAGCGGCGGGGCUAGGGACCGAAGCCAGGACCGAGGCCGGGACCGAGGCUGGGACCGAGGCCGGGACCGAGGCCGGGACCGAGGCUGGGACCGAGGCCGGGACCGAGGCCGGGCCGGCUCCCAGGGAGGCCGCAAUGGCGGAGCGCAAACCACCGCUCCAGUGAGCCGGGGCGGCGGGCCGUUCCGGAACCGGGCGGCCCUCGACCGAGGCAGGAACCGGCCGGCGCCCUACAGCAGGCCGCUGAGACAGCUUCCCGACGAGUGGCAACACGACCGCUGCCGCAGGGGCUUGGGCAGGGGCGCCGGCCCGGUGACCGGGGGGAAGCUGCUUCUGUCCAACCUGGCCUUCGGAGUGUCCGACGAGGACGUCCAGCAGCUGUUUGCGGAGUUCGGGCCUCUGAAGAAGGCCGGGGUCCACUACGACCGCUCCGGCCGCAGCCUGGGAACAGGCCACGUGCACUUUGCGCGGAAGGCAGACGCCCUCGAAGCCAUGAGACAGUACCACGGCGCCCCUUUGGAUGGCCGUCCCCUCAACAUCCAGCUCGUCACCUCACAGAUACACACGCAGCGCAGCCCGGUACAGAGUGUCAACAGGGGCGGGGUGACUCCACACCGAGGAUCUGGAGGCUUGGGCGGAGGCAGCCGGGCUACAGGCCGGGGCACCGGACGCAAUUCACAGCAACAGAUCUCUGCGGAGGAGUUGGACGCUCAGCUGGACGCUUACAACUCCAUGAGGAGCACCAAAAGGUUGGACGCCCAGGUGAACACUGGCGGCGCGCUGAGGGGCACCAAAAAGUGGGACUCCCAGAAGGACGCUUACAACCCGAUGGGGGGCACCGAGGAGUUGGACGCCCAGCUGGACGCUUCCGACGCCAUGAUGGACACCAGCUAA